UGGAAGCGGCUGUGGCACGCUGAAAGAAAUCCCGUUUACGCUCUUUAUGUCGUCGGAAUGAAACGCUGCUUACUCGAUUGCAUUACAUCUAGUGUGCACUUGACCGCUGUCAGGGUGACAACUUUGCGCAGCCGGCGACACUCGAUAGCAGAUUCCCCAUCAUUUUGGUGCCUUUGAAUUUCCUAGGAGAACAGUCGGAAUGCGUACGAAACGAUAUGGCAAGUCGAGUAUACCUGCUUGGUUUUGCCGUCGAAUCGCGUUUUCUUCGGUCGCACUGAUUCGCCAUCGCCCAGCAAGCUACUGUCUGUAACUUGUGUCAGGCAAUGCAGAAGAUCUCUCGUUAGUCCAGCCACACGGUGCGAGCCACACUAUUUCCAGUAAUGCUUGUAUCGUGUCAUUUCCAGUAACCAAAGUCAGUUUGUUUUUGUUCGUCUCCGUCCGUUUCCUAGUGCCCCUUGGCACCGCUGCUGUAUUUACCGGAACACCGUGCGUUGCUUGGCUCCUGGAACCUGUUAGGACAUCGUCCAUUUCUAGGGGCGCAAACGUCGUGCUCUAGGUUGCUGGAGGCGAAUACUCGAUCGUCUGGGACAUGUUUGCCAGCGGACUCGCCUGCCGAGACUGGCGACUCUCCGUGGUUUUCUGUGUCGGUGGACUGCUCGCUCCUUACUUCUAUUUCGCAGGCCCGAUUCUGUCUUUCUUGCGCCCGUGACGGCGCACACCUCGUCGAGUGCGUGUAAGUCUUUUCCUUCUGCUUCUCGUCUAUCCGUUCUCCAGAGCGUUCGGUGCUUUCGUUUCUUGAUAAGUGCGGUCAAAAUGAGAAGUUCUGUGUUGUCUUCAGCACCCGAAACCCGCGGCUCCGUCAGCGGCGGCGAAGAAUGCGUUUCUGUUGCAAGAGGAAGCAUCACAGAGGGAGAAAACGGACAGGUUUCACCUGCCUCAGCUUCGGUGGACCCUUCCUCGCCAUCUGCGCGACAGAGGAACAUGUCGGAAUUAGACCGCGCGGCUCUCGGGGAGAGACCUCCAAAACUGAGUGUCCAGUCUCUGCCCAUCCGACAGUAUCUUGAUCUCAUGGUUGUGCCUGCGCUUCUGCCUGCUCUGACAGUUCUUGUGAACGAACGCCCGGAACAACCUAUUGAAUUUCUUGCGCACUGGCUACUUGAAAAUGGUCCCAAGUACGCAGCCAGGGAAAGCGUUAGCGGGCCCGGUGCCGAUUCGGCGGCUCUCUCCGCCCUCCUAGGCAGAGGCAUCUGACCUUUUCUUGCUCGAGAGUACACUCCCGGACCUCCGCAGAUCUACGUGAAGUGACGCGUUUUCGGCGACGCCAAAAUACGGGCAAUGUUCGCCUUCCGAGUCGGAAGUAACGCCGAGGACAUUCUGGUGGAAGCCCAGCUGCCCUAGGAAAAGGAACGAUGGUCGACACGUAAUUUCGCUCGCGACUCUGUCGUUUUCGCAACCCAGGGGAAACCACGCUUCACUGCCAGACUUGCUUGUGUCAAAGCUAGGCUGCGGCGACGGACGUUCGCACACCAGCUGUCACGCUCUGUCUUCAGCUUCCUAGGAAAUCCGGAUGUAAAAUCCUGGAAUGUGGGCGCGAGAACUUUGAGCAGUCGAGCGAGGGCGACGCAGAGUCUUUGAAUCACCCACCACAAUGUGGGUGCGUUUUAUCUUUCCGUCCGAUCCGUCUGUGGAAAAAGUUUCCAAAGGGGCGAGCGCGAGAAGGAAACACAGGGAUCGGCUGGGGGUCGGCAAUUAUUUCUUGGGGCAAAACUCCCUGAGACUUUCCUGUGGAAAAACGUGUGUUGCUGGGAAACUCAUCCGGUUACUCACUUUCACCUUCUUAACACCGGAAUCCUUCUCCCGUGUCAGUGUGGAACGUCCAUCCAAUUUGGUUUUUCAAAGAGGCGUGCUAAAAAUACUUUUCAAAGUUUAUACGGCGC
Messenger RNA from Toxoplasma gondii ME49, 1937 nucleotides. RefSeq names its product Dpy-30 motif protein. The record is from RefSeq and is a predicted model, not a curated record. The transcript has a single exon. Bases 814 to 1251 code for a protein of 145 amino acids. Lineage: Eukaryota; Apicomplexa; Conoidasida; Eucoccidiorida; Sarcocystidae.